CUCCCCCAAAAAGGAACCUGCGACCUAUAACCAACGGAGCGCAACGCACACACACAGACAUCCGCCUCACACAACAGGUGGAGCUCUACUCAUAGAGGAGAGCGAACGUUGUCGAUUAAAGAAGCUGUUUGACUGAAGCCUGAGAUCCUUUCAUUCAAAGUCAGAAAGAAGAGGCCCCCCCGUCCGACAUGGGGAACGACGAGAACGACUCUCAGCUGGCGGCGGGGGAGGAGGACGCGUCAAAGGAGGCGAAGCAGACGUCGUCGGUGGAGAGGGAGCCCGCCUCGGAGCUCCCCGCCGACAACAACGACCCGAUAAAGAUCUACAACUGGCACACCAGCACCAAGGGGGCGCCGGGGGACGGCAAGGGGGACGGAGGUGCGGCGGCGGCGGCGGCUUCCCCGAUGGAGAAGCCUCCGAAGAGCUCCACCACCAAGUUGAGUCGGAUUCGGAACUGGGGCAAGGCCCUGAGCGACGACCUGGGCGAAAGGGCUUUCUCUCACUCUUCUCCCGUGAAGAGCAAGAGCACCGGGGCCAAGCUGGAGAAGGCGUCCGGGGCCCAGAAGCAUCCCUUCAGGAGGGCCGCGUCAGAGCCCGCGGGGUCACUGUUCGGGACCCACGGCGGGCCCUCCGGCUCCGGCCACGCGACUCAGUCCACAGCAGCGGCCGAAGCCCCAGGGGCCUCUCCCGUGGACGGGGCCCAGAGGGCCAGCGGAGGGGCCCUCUUUAGGAAGUGCCUGAAGACGGUGUCUCAGAAGCUCAAGAGGCCGAGGCUGCAGAGUCGGCACAGCACCUCGACCCUGCUGCGUGAUGCGGGCAAGAAUGCGAGCGCGUCAGCUGAGCUACCCAGAAAACAGUGGGCCCCCCCCCUCGAGGUACCCCUGUGGGACAUUAGCAACUGUAUCCUGGAAGACGGACAGAUACUCAUCUCUCCGGAUGAUGAGCCUACGAUGUGGACCCGUAAUAGAGUCAGCAGCUCGACGUCCUUACUCAGCAUGCAGAACUUUGGUGAGAUAAAUACAGAAUGCAGUCCGGACCCGGUGAGUCAAGGAGGCGCUGCUCGGUUCAAGACCCAGGACGGCGGAGUGAGGGCACUGAUCAAACGCCGUCUUGAGGGCCGGGCAAAGAGGAACAGCACCACCCAAAUAAACGCCAUCGGACUGAGCAGCAGGCUCUACGGCUCGCGGGAGUCCGUGUCCAUUCCGGUCAGCGUAGCGGGGACCUUUGACCUUAGCACGGAUGCCAGCACGGUCAUCAGACCCGUGCACAGCUCCAUCCUCGGGGAGAAGUACUGCUUCGAGGUGAUUAACCCAGAGAACAGCCACUGCUUCGGCUGUACCUCCGCGGCCGAACGGGACCGCUGGAUCGAGGAUUUGAGGCGCGCUGCCCAGCCCAAUAAGGACAACAUUGAGCGCAGCGAGAACUCCCUGAGCCUCUGGGUGAACGAAGCCAAGGACCUGGCCCCCAAACGCCGGUACUUCUGGGAGCUCCACCUGGACGGCACCCUGUUCGCCAGAACCAGCAGCCGAGCCGUCGACAAGUGCGCCGAGCGCUCCAGCCUGGCCGGGGACGGCGUCAAUGGGGCGUCCGGGGGCCAAGGGGGUGGCAGCAGCAGCAGCAGCCAAGCCGGGGGCUUCAAGCUGUUCUGGGGGGAGUUAUUCGAACUGGACAACCUGCCCGCGGUCUCCGAGGUGACUCUGUACCUCUUCCGCGACGAAGACCCCAAGAAGAGACGCCUGUCCCGGGACGACUCCAGCCUCCACCCUCUGGGCAGCGUGGCCAUACCCCUGGCCGAGAUCCGGGGGAGGGCGCAUCAGGAGAAGUGGCAUGCCAUCGUCCCGUACAAGGCGGCAGGCUCGGGCAGCAGCAAGGAACUACUGGGGCCCCAGGCUUCCCUGCGCAUCAAGGCCCGGUUUCAGAAUCUGAAGGUGCUGCCGAUGGAGAGGUACAAGGAGUUUGCCGAGUUUGUGACCGUGGACUACGUGGAGAUGUGUCAGAGCCUGGAGCCGCUGCUGGGCGUGAAGGAGAAGGAGGAGCUGGCCGGGGCGUUGGUCCACGUGCUGCAGAGCAUUGGCAAAGCCAAGGAGUUCCUGAUUGAUUUGGGUAGUGCGGAAGUUGAGCGUCUUGGGGAGAAGGAGGCACUGAUCUUCAGAGAGAACACCCUGGCCACCAAAGCCAUUGAUGAGUACAUGAAGCUGGUGGGCCAGAAGUACCUCAUCGACACCCUUGGUCAAUUCAUCAUCGGACUAUACGCCUCAGUGGAGAACUGUGAGGUGGAUCCUCUUAAAUGCCACUCGGCUGACCUGGCCAUCAACCAAAGACACCUGACGGAGACCUGUGAGGAGGCAGUGAAGAAGAUCACCGAGAUGCACGGAUCAUUUCCUGAGGAGUUGAACAAGGUCUUCUCCAGCUGGGUGACCCAGUGUGAGGACCAAGGACGACCAGAGAUUGGCCAUCGCCUCAUCUCCGCCUCACUCUUCCUACGCUUUCUAUGUCCCGCCAUCCUCAGUCCUUCCCUGUUCGGGCUGACACAGCCCUACCCUGAGCCACUCACCCUGCGCACCCUCACUCUGACCGCAAAGGUCAUGCAGAACCUGGCCAACUUCAGACUGUUUGGAGAGAAGGAGGAGUACAUGCUCUUCAUGAAUGACUUCCUGCAGCAGCACUGGGAGGCCAUGAGAGGCUUCCUUCAAGCCGUGUCGAACCCGGACUCCGACCUUCCGAUGGCCUCCUUCGACGGCUACGUCGACCUGCCCUUGCGUCUGGCUGUGCUCCACGGACUGCUGGUAGACAUCAUCUCCAAGAAACAGCAGAACACAAUAGAGCAACUGCAUCCGCUGCCCUCCAUUCUGAACAACAUCACAGAGUCCCUAGGUUCCGGAGGUCCUUGGAUUCCUAUCAACAGUCCAAGAAAACACAAGCCAACGUACGUUCCUCCUAAACACCUCAGCAAAUACAGCCCACACCAGUCCUCCCUCCAGCAGCUUCCCAUAGAACCCAAAAGCCUGCGAGACGGGGGCGUGCACUCCCGGAGGAGCAUGAGAGAGAGGAAACCGGUCGCCAGGACCCAGAGUGCUCCACACCGGCGUCCCGGCCACAACAGAUAUGCCCUGAAGAGACAGACCAGCACGGAGGACCUGCAGGUAGACGGCCCUGAACAGGAGCACGAGCCGGGGGCCGCCCACCCACUGGACAUCUCAUCCCCGCAGACGGGGGUUAGUCUUAAGCCAACCCCUAAACCAGUUCCUUGGAUCAAACAAAAUCACAAGAAGGAGCACUGCGAGAUACAGAAGAGCGAAUACGAACAACUGGACUCAUUGGACCGGAAGCAUGCAGAAGAGCUGUCCGAGCUCCGUCUUGGGGUGGAGCAGGUGACUGAACGGGAGCUGGAGAUGGCCAAGCGUCUGGAGGACUUCAUCGCUCAGAGCAUGGAGCAGAACGAGAUGCUGCAGGCGGAGGUGCACGGGCUGAGGAACACGGUGGAGUCGUGCGAGGAGCAGCUGGCCAGCGCCACCUUCAGGCUGGGUAUGAUCGAGGAGGAGAGGGAGGAGGAUGAGAGGAAGCUGAACGUUGCCUUGGCAGCCGCAGAGCGAGUUAAUGUCUUGGAGGAGCAGCUGGCAGACAUGUUGAAGGGCCUCCACCGGCUCAAUAAGGAGGUCUGCACGGAGAACGACGAGCUGCCGCCCAGAGAGUCACACGUACACAGUGACUGAGCCCAGAUAAGGGCUGUGAAUGUGAAGUCUAAUUGUUCCAUUAUGUGUGAGGCUAGAUGACAAUAUCCUAUUUUCUCUUAAGGUCCCAUGACAUGCCACCAGGUGUGAGUGCGAUUAGCCUUACAAGCAGUGUGUGUCCACCUAGAUGUGGGACGGAUAGAUGAGCAACGUUUGCUAGUCCACUGGGUAGGCUGGUAGACUGAUCUAUGCAGCACACAUCUAGGUGGACACGCCCACUUGUAAUGGCUAAUCACACACACACCUGGGUCGGCUUAGCUCAGGAGGUAGAGCAGUUGUCUUGUAACCGAAAGGUCGCUAGUUCGAUCCCCAGCUCCUCCUAGCUGGGUGUUGAUGUGUCCUGCUCCUGACAAGCUGCCGCCUUGCAUGGUUGACUCUGCCAUCGAUGUGUCGGUGUGUCAAUGUGUGUAUUAACCGAUCUAAGUCGCUUUGGAUGAAAGUGUCUGCUAAAUGCCCUAAAUGUUAUUUCAUGGGACCGUUAGAAGAUAAGAUUCCUAUGCAAGUAGCUAACCCCAGAUGGGAAAUUUGUGAAGGCUUAGAGCUUUACCUGCCCUUAAAUUUAAAGUGACAAUAAUAUAAAAUGAUCAGCAUCAUGUCUUUGAAUAUUUUGUACAUGAAUGGAAGGCCUCCAUUCAACUAUAUGUAUUGAAAUCCAAUCGAGUAUGCAAUGCCAACUUCUUUGAUGGAUAAAUAAACUAUAAAAAAAAUAAAAAUAAAGUGUAAAUAAGUGUCAAGCGUA
Molecule: messenger RNA, 4470 nt
Organism: Gadus macrocephalus (Pacific cod)
Lineage: Eukaryota; Metazoa; Chordata; Actinopteri; Gadiformes; Gadidae
Gene: rasal3
Product: RAS protein activator like 3
Exons: 19
Coding region: 189-3713 (1174 amino acids)
Biological process (GO): regulation of GTPase activity
Source: RefSeq, a predicted model, not a curated record